AUGGCGGAAGAUAACAAGGCCGAUGCAGACCGUUACUCUCACUGCAUACAAUGUGACUUGAUCUAUCCGUCUCCGCAGGCGCUUCAUUUGCACAAGAUCAUGAGCGAUCGCCACUUUGCCUGCCCUCAUUGCGGUCUCGAAUGGCUCAGCCAGGGUGGCCUGGAAUUCCAUAUGAGACAUAAUCACCCAGAGACCCGGGAAAUGGCUUGCGCCGGCUGUGGUUCCAAAUUCAAGUCAGCGUGCGCGGUGAUCCAACACAUUGAAGACAUGAAGUGUCCUGUCGUUGGUACACCAAAGGAACCCUUGAAAUUUGGCAAAAUUUAUCGUCCCGAGAUAAUGUGCCUGAGGAAUGGCGGGGCGUUACCCGAACCACAGCCCUUACAGGACGCUGAUUCAAGCGAUUCCAGCCAAGACAAUGAUGCGGAUGGAGGUGUUCCACUUCAUGCCACUUCUGGCAACAUGGAAGACAAGGCAUCUACCCCGAAUGUCCGUUGGACAGCCGAAGGCACUCAUUUCCGUCCUGACUUCUCGAAGCACCGAGGUACAGCCCACAGCCGCAUCCAUCGUGCGAACUUUGAAGAAUUCUGGAACCCAGACGAAGAUCUCUUCUAUUGCGAUUGCGGCGAGUCUUUCAAGUAUGUGACCGCGUUUCAGUAUCAUCUCGGGUUCCCGCUGGAAAUGAAACCCACGAGGGAAGAAGAACAACAUAAUAGCUGCCCCCGGUGCUCCAAGCGCUUCGCGAGCUUGGCUGCGCUCGUCGCCCACAUGGAGGCCCGAUACUCCAGAUGUGGUCUCCGUGCCAGUGAUGCCAAAUUUGAGCAGGCACUUGACGAUGUCAUGCGUGGCCUUGCAAAGGCCUGCGUCGAGUCUGAGCAAAAAGAGAUCGAGUUUGGCGUCAGCAGCCAGUCGAAACACAACACCCCUGAGUCAUCGAUCGGGGGGUUGCUUCUUCACGAGGCGAGUCCAACGAAGGUGGCACCGGUGACGCAGAUUCUCGCGCUGAGGCUAAAUUUACUUGGUGAGCCCUGCGGAAGACAACAAGGAGGAGCUGUGGAGUUGGAAAUGAGAAUGUACCUUUGA
Messenger RNA from Penicillium bovifimosum, 1080 nucleotides. RefSeq names its product putative C2H2 finger domain protein. The transcript has 3 exons. The record is from RefSeq and is a predicted model, not a curated record. Bases 1 to 1080 code for a protein of 359 amino acids. Lineage: Eukaryota; Fungi; Ascomycota; Eurotiomycetes; Eurotiales; Aspergillaceae.